Molecule: messenger RNA, 2238 nt
Organism: Phaethon lepturus (White-tailed tropicbird)
Lineage: Eukaryota; Metazoa; Chordata; Aves; Phaethontiformes; Phaethontidae
Gene: LPIN3
Product: lipin 3
Exons: 19
Coding region: 1-2238 (745 amino acids)
Biological process (GO): fatty acid catabolic process; triglyceride biosynthetic process; positive regulation of transcription by RNA polymerase II
Cellular component (GO): nucleus
Molecular function (GO): phosphatidate phosphatase activity; transcription coactivator activity
Source: RefSeq, a predicted model, not a curated record
AUGAACUACGUGGGGCAGCUUGCUGAGACCGUCUUCGUCACGGUGAAGGAGCUGUACCGGGGUCUCAACCCUGCCACCCUGACGGGCUGCAUCGAUGUGGUCGUGGUGAGGCAGCCCGAUAACUCCUUCCAGUGCUCCCCAUUUCACGUGCGCUUUGGGAAGCUGGGCGUGCUGCGCUCCAGGGAGAAGGUGGUUGACAUUGAAAUCAAUGGGGAGCCUGUGGACCUGCACAUGAAGCUGGGAGACAAUGGGGAGGCCUUCUUCGUCCAGGAGUCGGAGGAAAAUGAGGGCAGCAUCCCCUCCCGCCUCUGCACGUCCCCCAUCCCCAGGGAUGCUGCUCAGCCCUCUCAUGGGCAGGAGGCCUCUGGUGCUGAAGCAACCCUGCGCAAGAGGAGGCGACGCAGGAGGAAGCCCAAGCGGAAGGAGGCAUCGGACUCCGAGAUGGAAGGCUGUGAGGAGACCAAAAGCGAGAUGUCCGUGGAGGAGCCGUGCAAGCUGCCAGCCCCGAGUGAUUCAGGGCAUUUCUCCUUUGCUGAUAUCCCCAGGGAAGAAACCGGGUCGCUGCAGUCCCCAGAGAUUCACCCUUACUCUGACGGGGAGCUGGCUGCUGUGGACAGCCCCACCCUGAGCCAUCCAUCUUCUCCCAAAAGUGACUCUGAGCUGGAGAUCAGGCCACAGGAGAGUUUUGGUUUAGGGGCUGAAUCCCAUGUGCAGUGGACCUGGGGAAGGCUCCCUCAGGUGGGCUUGGAGGGCCCUGAGCCCCAGCCGGAAAGCCAGAGGAGACAAGGAUCCGUCAAAAGACACCCUCACUUGGGUCCCAGUGACGUUUACCUGGAAGACCUCUCCAACCUGGAUGAGGAGCAGGUGGCUCUCUAUUUCCCCAGAAGUGACACGGAGCAGAGUUCAAAGCCUGUGGCAGACUCCAGCACCCCUCUGUGUGUCCAGCUGCCGUCUGACUUGCGUGCUGACAGCCCCAUGGACUCCGACUCAGAUGUGGUGCCCGCAAUCGCCCUGUCGCUGUGCGGAGGCCUGGCAGGCAGCAGGCAGAUCUCUCGCGAGAAGUUCAUGGAGCACAUGGUCUCCUACGAGCAGUUUGCUGAGAAUCCGGGACUCAUCGAUGAUCCGAACCUGGUGAUACUGAUCAACAAAAAGUAUUACAAUUGGGCAGUGGCUGCUCCGAUGGUCCUGUCCCUGCAGGCUUUUCAGAGGAACAUUCCUGAGAGCACCAUCAACCGACUGGUGAAGGAGAAGAUGCCCAAGAAAGGCAGUAGGUGGUGGUUCUCCUGGAGGAGGAGAGAAUUCCCAGCAGAGGAGGUGAUUGCAGUGGUGGCUGUGACAACCGUGUCCCCAGGCAGGGGUGAGGAGGAGGAGGUGUCAUUCAGUGACGAUGAGCCUCUGCACCCUGAGGAUGUGUUGGCAGUGGAUGCCCCUGCACAGAAAUCUCAGCCAACCUACAAGAAAUCGCUACGACUCUCCUCUGAACAAAUUGAAAGGCUGAAUCUGCAGGAUGGCCCCAACGAGGUGGCAUUCAGUGUGACAACUCAGUACCAGGGCACGUGCCGCUGUGAGGCCACAAUCUACCUGUGGAACUGGGAUGACAAGGUGGUGAUCUCGGACAUCGACGGCACUAUCACGAAGUCUGAUGCUCUUGGGCACAUCUUGCCUCAUCUGGGAAAAGACUGGACUCAUCAUGGGAUUGCUAAGCUCUUCCACAAAAUCCACCUGAAUGGCUACAAGUUCCUCUACUGCUCAGCCAGAGCGAUUGGCAUGGCACACAUCACCAAAGGCUACCUCAAAUGGGUCAAUGAGCAAGGCUGUGCCCUCCCCAAGGGCCCCAUCCUGCUCGCCCCCAGCAGCCUCUUUUCUGCCUUCCACAGGGAGGUGAUCGAGAAGAAGCCAGAGGUGUUCAAGAUCGCCUGCUUGAUGGACAUCAAAAACCUGUUUGCCACAAAGCUGCCCUUCUAUGCAGCUUUUGGCAACCGAGCAAAUGACGUCUAUGCUUACAAGCAAGUGGGCCUGCCAGAGAGCCGCAUAUUCACGGUCAACCCCAAGGGAGAGCUGAUCCAGGAGCUCAUGAAGAACCACAAGUCAACGUAUGAGCGGCUGUCGGAGGUGGUGGAGCUGAUUUUCCCUCCCCUGGGGCACAGUGGGCACGUCGCUCUGGUGUGUCCAGAGUUCAGCCACUUUGCCUACUGGAGACCUCCGCUGCCCGCUGUUGACUUGGAUGUCUUCUCCUGA